CUUUGCGGUCUCCGCCGCCGCCGUCCGCCCUCAGCUCCGGAGAAAAGAUGGUGGGCAGGAACAGCGCCAUCGCCGCCGGCGUGUGCGGGGCCCUUUUCAUCGGGUACUGCAUUUACUUCGACCGCAAGCGACGGAGUGACCCCAACUUCAAGAACAGGCUCCGUGAACGGAGAAAGAGACAGAAGCUUGCCAAGGAGAGAGCCGGGCUUUCGAAGUUACCUGAUCUUAAAGAUGCUGAAGCUGUUCAGAAAUUCUUCCUUGAAGAAAUACAGCUGGGUGAAGAGUUACUAGCUCAAGGUGAAUAUGAGAAGGGUGUAGACCAUCUAACAAAUGCAAUUGCUGUCUGUGGACAGCCACAGCAGUUACUGCAGGUGUUACAGCAAACUCUCCCACCGCCAGUGUUCCAGAUGCUUCUGACUAAGCUCCCAACAAUUAGUCAGAGAAUUGUAAGUGCUCAGAGCUUGGCUGAAGAUGAUGUGGAAUGAGAAACAAAUGUCAACAUGAUAAGAUCUCGGUUUAAAAUGUUCUAAAAAUUCUAAACUUGGAGGCUGAGCAGUUCUGGGGGAGUAAGGGCAGAGAUGCUUGUUAUGGACUACUCCACACUGAAAUCUACCAAAGUUAAUGUUUACUUUGUGUAGAUCCAUUCGUAUGUUUUAUUUAUUUUUCCCAGUGAAAGGUGUAUUUUGAUAGAGAGCUUUUCAUCCUAUAAACUAUGAGAUACUGAAAUAUGGAUUUUGUUUAUUCCUAAAACAUGCAACUAAAAUGUAUAUAUAACAUUACGUAUGUUAAAAUUACCCAGUGCUCAGUUUUGAAACAUAGGCACACAAAAAAAGUGUAGGAGAAAGCUGAAGAAUGCACAUUUUUAGGCUAGUACAUUUUGCUGUAAGAGACUUGAUUGUGAUUGUGAAAACUGAGCAUUAAAAUUUUUGAGUGAUCGUUU
This is a messenger RNA of Carlito syrichta (Philippine tarsier), 940 nucleotides long. RefSeq names its product translocase of outer mitochondrial membrane 20 (gene TOMM20). The coding region runs from base 48 to 485 and encodes 145 amino acids. The transcript has 5 exons. The record is from RefSeq and is a predicted model, not a curated record. Gene Ontology annotation, cellular component: mitochondrial outer membrane; mitochondrial outer membrane translocase complex. Gene Ontology annotation, biological process: protein import into mitochondrial matrix; tRNA import into mitochondrion; protein targeting. NCBI's taxonomy places the organism in Eukaryota, Metazoa, Chordata, Mammalia, Primates, Tarsiidae. Gene Ontology annotation, molecular function: transmembrane protein transporter activity.